Gigantopelta aegis is the source of this 2175-nucleotide messenger RNA. Its product is annotated as gamma-aminobutyric acid type B receptor subunit 2-like. Gene Ontology annotation, molecular function: G protein-coupled GABA receptor activity. The record is from RefSeq and is a predicted model, not a curated record. The coding region runs from base 1 to 1707 and encodes 568 amino acids. Gene Ontology annotation, cellular component: membrane; G protein-coupled receptor heterodimeric complex. Lineage: Eukaryota; Metazoa; Mollusca; Gastropoda; Neomphalida; Peltospiridae. The transcript is spliced from 13 exons. Gene Ontology annotation, biological process: gamma-aminobutyric acid signaling pathway; G protein-coupled receptor signaling pathway.
AUGCAAAGCACAGACCACCUGCUGGGCCUGAUGAAGCAAAAUGGUAUGACGAUAGUCACAUCAGAACUCAUCGGAGAGGACCCGGCCAUUCAGCUGCGGAAAUUAAAGGAUCGUGGAGCUCGGGUUAUCGUGGGAAGCUUCUACGAUGACAUGGCCGUCAAGAUAUUCUGCGAAGCUUACAAAAUAGGGCUAUACGGACACAAGAUCGUCUGGAUCAUCAUCGGCUGGUACAAGGAGGAUUGGUGGAAGAUCCGUUAUCCUUCAGUGACCUGUACCGAGGAACAGAUGCGAGAGGCGGUGGAAGGUUACCUGGCCGUGGACAGAAUCUGGGUGAACCCGAAGCCAGAGAUCACCGUUUCUGGAUACACCCCACAGGAGAUCCAGGAGAUGUACUGGAACCGGACCAACUAUCACGCCCUGCCUUACCUGAACAUAGGACUUAUUGGCUAUGACGCUGUGUGGACGGCUGCGCUAGCUCUGAACAAGACCAUUGUCGAUCUGGAAGCUAAAGGACUAAAGAAGAUUGAAGACUUCACGUAUGAAGACGAAGAAAUUUGCGAUAUUUUGUUCAACAACGCCUUGAGCACGGACUUUUAUAGUGCACGCGGAAGAAUUUUGUUCAACGAGAAUGGCGAUCUUUCCGCUGUCUACAGAAUCGAUCGUUUCCAAAAUGGAAAGAAGCAGAUGGUUGGUUUAUAUUAUCCUACAAACAAGCCCGGGGAGGAGAUUGAAUGGUUGAAAGAUGCACCAAUUGUCUGGAAGGGUGGACGUAUUCCCCAGGAUUCGGUGACUAUAAUAGAAAUAACAGACACUCUGUCGUUCUAUUUAUACAUUACCAUGAGCAGUAUGGCUGGCCUGGGAUUCAUUAUGACCUGCGCAUUUCUUCUAUUCAACGUCAUCUACAGGAAAACAAGAAUCGUGAAGAUGUCUUCUCCGAACUUGAACAAUAUGACGCUGGCUGGCUGCUUGCUUCUGUAUACCACCGUGUUUAUGGAAAGUACUGUUCCAGACGCCAUUGUCACCGUCUGCCAGAUCAAGAUUUUAUUUCUUGCAAUCGGCUUUUCAAUGGUCUUUGGAGCGUUGUUCUCGAAAACAUGGCGUGUGUAUGUCAUCUUUACAAACGGCGCAAAGAAAAGAAAGAUUGUAAAGGACGUGCAGCUUUUUAUCAUGGUGUGUAUUAUAGUCACCAUCAACGUCUCCAUCUUGAUCAUGUGGUUUAUCCUGGAUCCUGUACAACUUAUUGUUGACAACCUCCCAACAGAGAUAGACACUGUGGCAGACUCGGAGCUUCACAGAAAAGUCGAACACUGCGAGUCGCCUCGUCAGAUUUAUUUCACUGCUUCUCUGUUUGCUGUUCAGGGAAUUCUGCUCCUCUUUGGGGUUUUCCUCGCUUUCCAGACAAGGAAGGUAAAAGUGGAAUCUCUGAAUGACUCGAAGAUGAUCGGCAUCUGCAUCUACAACGUCUUGGUUCUCGCCUUCCUCGGCGUCAUGGUCUUCUUCACGUUAAAGUCCAACAUCAACCUCAACUACGGCAUCACGUCGUUCAUCAUCACCAUGGGAACCGCUGUAACACAGUGUCUUAUUUUUGUGCCCAAGAUGACUAAACACUGGAACAGCGUGGGUGACGAAGAAACCACGAUGCACAACACCGUCAACACCGUGAACACCGUGAACAACAGAUUAACAGUGGUGGAGACUGUGUCUUAAUCUGAACCAUUCGAAACGAACACCAUUCGAGCCUUAAUUCCUACCACCAACGAUUACUCCCCUUGAAUUGACGUCUCCCAUUUUGACUAUUGAUGUACAUGUAGUUUGCGUUCUUUGCAUUGUUUUGUUGUUAUUCUUUCCACAAGACAAGCAACCAUACAUAGUUACACGACCGUAGGAGAGAGAGAGAGAGAGAGAGAGAGAGAGAGAGAGAGAGAGAGAGAGAGAGAGAGAGAGAGAGAGAGAGACAGACAGACAGACAGACAGACAGACAGACAGACAGACUGUUGUAAUUAUUAGGGUAAAGUUCAAAAGAGAUUCUUUUCACCUACCGUAGUUUGACACCCAAUGGCCGAUGUAUUUCAUUCAUUCGUUCUUUUCAUUGUUAUACUUGAACUCGAAUUCCAACUUGAUUUUGUUUUAAAGAAAAUAAGUUUGUUUUGUUUAACAUCACGGAACAUGUGACAU